Molecule: messenger RNA, 1113 nt
Organism: Aureobasidium musti
Lineage: Eukaryota; Fungi; Ascomycota; Dothideomycetes; Dothideales; Saccotheciaceae
Source: the annotation of a GenBank genome assembly
AUGGUUUCCUUCUGGCCCUUCAAGGGUCACGACGCUACUUCGGCAGCCUCAUUCGAGAAGUUGCUGUCUUCCCUCUCGACCAAGAUCAACAAAGAGAGUGCUCGCAACGACCGUCUACACCAACGACAACGCCGCUACAAAGUCCUAUGGACCCUCUACACCACCUUCGCCUACCUCCUCGCUGCCACCAUCCUCAUCCUGAUCACCGGCUUACCCAACUGCACUGCUGUUGAGUACACCGGUCUGGCCGCAUCACCUCUCCUCAUCUAUGCUGUAAGGACUGGCCUUGAUGCGUACUUCAACUACCGCCUCGCCUCGUCGCAAUCAUACCUGAACCACUUGAACAAGCAACGCGACGAUGCUAUUUCCAAGCUCAAGGAAGCCACAAAGUACAACACCACUCAGCAGUUACUCGACAAGUAUGGCGGCUCCACUCCCACAAAGUCACCCCAGCAGAAGCCGAGACAGGCACAAGACACUCCUACNCAAGAAGCAGCAAUCCGUUCCUGUCAAGCGAACAGGUCUACCCCUCCGCCCACCGCAAACAUCCCAGGUCGCCAACUACCUCCCUCUUUCCAACCCAUGACUCCUCCUCAGCAGCAACCCGCUCAAUUUCAACCCCUUCCUCCGCAACCUCAACAGCCACAGCGCGAACCACAAGCUGAAUUCGCUCCAAACGCUUUCACAGCACCCGCUCCGCGCGAUCAAAAUCCGUACGCUUCAUCCGGCUCGCGCUGGUACGACAGAAUCCUGGACGUUGUUCUUGGAGAUGAUGAGACCUUACCUAAAAACCGCAUUGUGCUAUUGUGUCGCAAGUGUCGCUUGGUGAAUGGUCAAGCUCCUCCCGGAACGCGAUCUCUAGAAGAUUUGGGCACAUGGAGAUGUAAAGAAUGCCAUGCUCUCAACGGACAAGACUCAGAGGCCAAAGCAAUGAUUAGAGAGAUUGCUGAAGAGUCUACUGUCACCAAGGAGAUGCAGGAAGUCCAAGGAGCAGAGAAGUUGUCCGAAGAUCAAGAGGUCGAGGAUCAAGAUCAAGAAGAGGAAGACGAAGACGAAGUCGUGUCUGCUCCUGCCACAUCUACCAGAAGCAAAGUCAGACAACGCAAGAAGUAA